Molecule: messenger RNA, 892 nt
Organism: Alnus glutinosa
Lineage: Eukaryota; Viridiplantae; Streptophyta; Magnoliopsida; Fagales; Betulaceae
Product: glutathione S-transferase-like
Exons: 3
Coding region: 1-717 (238 amino acids)
Cellular component (GO): cytoplasm
Molecular function (GO): glutathione transferase activity; glutathione binding
Source: RefSeq, a predicted model, not a curated record
AUGGCAGCCAUCAAAGUCCACGGAACCACUUUAUCAACAGCUACACAGCGGGUUCUAGCUACCCUUUAUGAGAAAGAGCUUGCAUUUGAGCUUGUUCUCGUAGACAUGAAAGCUGGUGAACAUAAAAAAGAACCCUGCCAGUGCCUCGAUUCACUCGGCCGACUUCCAGCUCUCGAAGAUGGAGAUUUGAAGCUCUGUGAAUCAAGGGCAAUUAAUAAGUACAUUGCCCACAAGUAUGCUGACAAGGGGACCCCGCUGGCAUCCGGAGACAUUAAGCAGAAAGCAGUCAUAGAGAUGUGGUUGGUGGUGGAGGCUCGCCAAUUCGACCCGGCAGCUUCAAAGCUUACCUGGGAGUUGGCAUUAAAGCCAAUGUUUGGAAAGGUUACCGACAUGGCAAUUGUGGAGGAGAACAAAACUCAGCUGGCUGAGGUUCUUGAUAUGUAUGAGUGUCGGCUGUCUCAGUCGAAAUACUUGGCAUGUGAGAGCUUCACCUUGGCAGAUCUACACCACCUGCCCACCAUACAAUACUUGUUGGACACAGAAGUCAAAAAGCUCUUCGAUUCACGCCCACAUGUCAGCGCCUGGGUAGCUGAUAUCACAACAAGGCCAGCUUGGUGCAAGGUGCAAGGUGCAAUAAGAAGCAUAAGGAGUGCACGCCGCUGCUGGCUUCUCUAUUAUUGUGAGUCUAAUUGUUGUGAAGCAGCGCAACACAACUAAAAGAACAAUUUAUAAAUUUCUUCAUUUCUUUCAUAGUGGAGUAUGGUGUAGAUACGUACGUAAACAAAUUAAGACUACUAAAGAAAUGCAAAAUUAAAAUAAUAUAAACGUGUAAAUCCAAUUCUCAUGCAAAUAGAAGACAUCUACGAUCUGCAGUACUGUUGUUGAGUCAAAA